Messenger RNA from Durio zibethinus, 1056 nucleotides. Its product is annotated as expansin-like A1. Lineage: Eukaryota; Viridiplantae; Streptophyta; Magnoliopsida; Malvales; Malvaceae. Gene Ontology annotation, biological process: sexual reproduction. Gene Ontology annotation, cellular component: plant-type cell wall; plasmodesma; extracellular region. The record is from RefSeq and is a predicted model, not a curated record.
CUGACCUGUAGUCCACACUAGUUUUCCUGUGUGCCACACUAUAAAUAAACUCAACACUGUCUUUCUUUACUUGUCACUUGCAUUUCUCAACUCAACACAAAUGGCUCUCUUUCUUUGCUUGUUAUUCCUUCUCGUUUCUUCCGCUACCGCUUGUGAUCGCUGCCUGCACCAGUCCAAGGCUGCUUAUUUCUCCAAAGCCUCUGCACUUUCAUCUGGAGCUUGUGGAUAUGGCUCCUUGGCAUUAGGCUUAAGCGGUGGACACCUAGCAGCUGGUGUUUCUUCUCUUUACAAAGAUGGAGCUGGUUGUGGUGCCUGCUUUCAGAUAAGGUGCAAGAAUUCAAAACUCUGCAACAGUAAAGGGACUAGGGUGACACUAACUGAUCUAAAUCAAAAUAAUCAAACGGAUUUUGUUCUUAGCAGCAGAGCUUUCGUGGCCAUGGCUAACCAGGGCAUGGGCCAAGACAUUUUGAAACUUGGGAUUGUCGACGUGGAAUACAAAAGGAUACCUUGCGAAUAUAAAAACCAGAACUUAGCUGUUAGAGUUGAAGAAUCAAGCCAGAAACCAAAUUACUUGGCAAUUAAAUUGCUGUACCAGGGUGGUCAGACAGAAGUAGUAGCCAUGGAUGUAGCUCAGGUUGGCUCUUCAAACUGGAAUUUCAUGAGCAGGAACCAUGGGGCAAUAUGGGACACGAGCAGAGUUCCAAAUGGUGCCCUGCAAUUUAGAUUUGUGGUAACAUCUGGGUUUGAUGGCAAGUGGAUUUGGGCUAAAAGUGUGCUUCCAGCUGACUGGAAAACUGGAGUUGUUUAUGAUUCUGGAGUUCAAAUAACUGACAUUGCAAAAGAAGGUUGCUCUCCUUGUGAUGAUGGGAAUUGGAGAUGACAGGAUCUUAAUUACCAGUUGAUCUUUUGUUAUUACACAAAAUUUGAUUUGGUUUGUUCAACAUAUAGUGAAUUUGAAUAAUUUAGAAGAUUAAAAAAUUGAAUAUAUAGCUUGUUUUUCUUUUUCAUUGUUAUUUCUCAGAUUGUUAUUGAAGAUGUCUAACAUAAUUUUUUCUA